This is a messenger RNA of Striga asiatica, 840 nucleotides long. The record is from the annotation of a GenBank genome assembly. NCBI's taxonomy places the organism in Eukaryota, Viridiplantae, Streptophyta, Magnoliopsida, Lamiales, Orobanchaceae.
AUGGCUAAAUUAGAACGGCUAAUAUUGUUAACAUCAUUCACAGCAAUAAAACGAAGACUACAAGCACUCAUUUGCAGCUCGACUAAAGAAGGAAGUUUGUUGAUCACCUGUUGUGCCCAGUUGGUUGCUCUGCUGAGGUUCACACCAUUCAUGUUGAGGUGCUGUAGUUGGGAAAGUCCCGAAAUCCAUUCCAGACUAUCACAGUCUAACAGUGUACUCGAGGCCUGUGAGCAAGCCAACGAAAGAAGGGAUUUCUUCCUCAAAGUUGUUUUGGCUCAGGUCAAGAUAUUUCAAAUGCUUCAAGUUGAGCAAAGAUGGGGCAAGAGAUUGAAUAGAGUGGUCUCAAGGAAAAGAAAAGGAAGACCGAAAAAACAUUAUUUCCUCACCGUGGGCCCCGCAUCGACACAGUCCCUCGUGACAUUUGCCAGCUGUACGGCCACAUUUUGUUUUCCUAGAAAGCAAAUCAACACGAUUUCACGCGAAAAAAGCUGCCGAACUUUGUCAAAUGCUCAUAAAAGUACUUUGAUCGUGGAAGAAAGAUGGUUUAGAGACAAUGGGAUCACGCAUUUGAGUGCUGCUGAGUCUUUGAAGCUAAAUGUUGAUCCAUACACUGAAAAUAGCUGGACCUUUCUCGUCCUGGAUGACACAUAUCAUGAUCUAAACUAUGCGACUCAAGUAUAUGAAGGUGGUCAUGUAACAGAUAACGAGAAUAACCGUUUAGUAGUUAGCGAGAGUAACCAUUUAGUAGUAGUCGUUGGGUCGGGAUGUUUGAGAGGGGUUGAGUACUGGCUCUAUAUAAAUAAUUGGAGAUCACGGUGGGACGCAAUGGGAGGGGCAUGA